Messenger RNA from Cyprinodon variegatus (sheepshead minnow), 588 nucleotides. RefSeq names its product inactive serine protease 35-like. The transcript has a single exon. The record is from RefSeq and is a predicted model, not a curated record. Gene Ontology annotation, biological process: proteolysis. NCBI's taxonomy places the organism in Eukaryota, Metazoa, Chordata, Actinopteri, Cyprinodontiformes, Cyprinodontidae. Gene Ontology annotation, molecular function: serine-type endopeptidase activity. The annotation marks the transcript as partial.
AUGGGCCUUAAACUCAUGUUUAUGCUGCUCUUUGCAGCCAAUCUAGCAGUUUUGGGGCUUUUUGGAGAUGAUGGAGAAAGUAUUUCAAACAGGUGGACCCGGCAGACCCUGCCAAGGCUGCUGGUUAAACACAAAGCCUCUCUGGACAACAGUUUGUUCAGGGGACAGAGAGGGGAAAAAGUGGAAGCAAGAAACAGUACACUCUGUGGAAUAGAGUGCCAGGGCAGUCUGUCAUCGGUCAACAAGACUGAACAACAGAGGAUCCUUGGAUAUGAAACGUUGUAUAAUAAUAAUGGCACACGAGUGCAUACAGAUGUAAGCUUGCAUUGGAUGAACGAGGCCCCAGGAGGGGCUACUUCAAGAACAGACCUUCAUAUUCGCAGGAAACGACAAGUUUAUGGGGGAGACGGACGGUUUGUAAUCUCAGAUCCAAACUUUAUCACUAACUACCCAUUCUCCACGGCAGUACGCAUUUCCACUGGUUGCUCUGGAGUUCUUGUUUCUCCCAAACAUGUGUUAACAGCAGCACACUGUAUCCAUGAUGGCAGGGACUACUUGCAGAGUACCAGGAGCCUUAGAGUUGGGUUG